AUGGCCGAAGUUAUUGGGAUUGUUGCGAGCGCAGCAGCACUCAUCCAGCUCGUAUGCUACGGCAAGAAAUCCGCCCGCGCGUUGUACCAAUUCUCUCAUCGUGCCGGCAUCUCGAAACCAGACGUUGAGCGAUGUGCCAAUCAUCUAAGAACCUUUUCGCUUGCCGUUAGCUUGGCUGUCGAAACACUGGACGAGUAUGGCGCAAAUACCAGCACAUCUUCUGUCUUUGACUUCAUAGCAUCAAAGCAAGUGCUCAGGGCCAUAUCUAUCGACUCCGACUCGCUUGUAAUGCGCCUCACUUCAGUUUUAAAACGCUUCCGGGGCCUUGCCAAAAGCAGCCGAACACCGGUGGCUUUCGUCAAGUGGUGGCUUCACAAGGACGAUGUCAUUACUCUUUUCCCCGAAAUGGAAAUGAUCAAAACCAACCUCACAUUGAUCAUAGCUACGAUCCAACUCAGGCUGGUCUACAAAAAGAUUGAGACGGAAUCCUCUGAUUCACUCGCUGUUAAGAAGCUGGAAAAGAAAAAGUGA
Molecule: messenger RNA, 531 nt
Organism: Colletotrichum graminicola M1.001
Lineage: Eukaryota; Fungi; Ascomycota; Sordariomycetes; Glomerellales; Glomerellaceae
Exons: 1
Coding region: 1-531 (176 amino acids)
Source: RefSeq, a predicted model, not a curated record